UGUAUACUGUGCCGUAUGGUUUUAUAGAAGUGUCUGAUCUGGUCUGAUCUUUAUACUUAAAACGAAAUAGAUAUAUGUUUGAAAUUUGAUGAGAAGGAAAGUUCUAGUGCAGCAAUAAAAAAGAAAUCUUUUGUUGAUAAGUGUCGCUGUUAUAGACAGUAUGAAAAAAUAACAUCAAAUCGAAGUUUGAUAACGUGUUUUCGACAUUGCCGCACAAAUUGGUGUGGAAAAUAUCAAUGCUCAGAAAAGAUCUAGCUUAUUCUCGAGACGAGGUCAUCCAGAAGAGAUAGAAAGACAAUGUUUGAUUGUACAGAGACCUUCAUUAUUUACAUUUCGUUAAGGAAAUCAAGAUCUCGCGCGCUUUAAAUUGCGAUUCACAAUCGUAGCAUCUUGUUUCCGAAGACACGGAUAAGCAAGAGAAGAGGAAGACGAAUUCGCGCGAUUUCCAUUUUAUCUUUAACGAGGAUGUCCGACAGCAUGGAACGAGAGAAAAAUGAGAGGUUAAGCGCAAGGGAAAUUGAGGAGGAGAAAAUGAAACGCGAGCUGACGGGUAUUGGGAUAUAUGAGCCAGGGAUUACAUACAAACAAAUGAAAAGAUUACUCGAAUUUGUCAAUGAGUCUCAAGAUACAUCAAACAUUGUUUCCAAUAAUAAAAAUACACAGGAGACAACCCAACAUUCCGAUAACGAGUGCCUAUCAGAUAUUAAAUCUGACGUAGUGCAGCAAGAAGUGACUUUGCAGGAGUGUACAGAAAUGCCAAGACCAUCAUAUUCUUACAAACUAAAUCGUACGUCUCCGACUAUGCAAGAACGUAAGACCAUUCAAUAUAUCAACAAUCCGGAAUCUUCGCCCCUUUUCGAAGCGCGGAACCCUAUGUAUAGGCGUAAGAGCACUGACAGCGACGAUCUAUUCGAGAAACAAUACGAUAUCACCAAUUCCACGCACAGUACAAAUCGAUAUCUCUCAUUGAGAUUGGAAAACGUUUCGCGAGAGUGCCAAAACACGGUGGAAAGAAAAAUGGCGCAAGACGCGCAGAGUGCAGUUAUCCAGAAGCUGGAAAGAUGGCGAUUGAAUCCGUUCGAUGUUUGCAUCAACGAAAGCGACGUGCCUUUGCGACAACCAAAUCGAUCUUUGGCUCGGGAACGUGUGCCGUUUGACCAUUGCAAAGAGGCGUACAUGUCCGAUCAGUGCGACCAAAUAAUACGGUCCGUGAGCCAGCAUUUGAAGGAAAUGGCAGACUUGUGGUACAGUUGGCGCCCCAUUAUCAAUCCGAUAUUUCAAUGGGGGUCACCCAUUCAGGUGGGUACCUCCCUACAAUCCCUCCCAUAUCGUUCGUAUCGCUAACGAGCGUAAAAUACUCUGCUUUUUGAAGAAUGAAAGAAUUAUCUAGUAAGCGUUUUUCUAACACGGUCGUCAUUAUACAAUUCGGUAUUGCCGAAUAAUUUAUAUGCAACAAUUCUUUUAGGCAUAAGAUUUUAUAUUUGCUUAGGCAUAUAUUAUGAAAAGAAUAUUCACUUUCUAUGUCGUUUUGAUAUAUUUAAACAAUCUUCAAAAUAGGAGGAUUUACACAAGGCCCAAUUUUGGCUCUCUUUGUAUUUCACUUUUUAUUACUUUACAGAAACUAUAUUAUUACAAAAAAUAUUAAAUCUUUAGUGGUUUUAACAAAUGAUUGCAUUUAUGAUGAAUUAUUUAUUCAUUAAAAAUUGUAUUUAUUGGUUUUAUAUGCCAUAUAAUUGCCAUUUAUUGGUUUUCACGCCAUCGUUUGCAAAAAAAAACGUUUUAAAUAUUUAAAUAUUUUGUAUGUAUCUACUAGAAUAUAUCAGAAUAUUUUACAGUAAAAUUUAUAUCUGAAAAAUUAUGUGAUAUAUAAGGGUCCUUCAAAAAUAUGGAAACGAUCAAAUAACUCGCCAGGGAUGCAUUUUAGAAAGAAAAUGUUACAAUGGUUGUUGGAUUUAAAAAAACCUACUUAAUGAUUAAAGCCCAUUCGGGCCCAAACUUGGAGCUUAUGAAAACCAAGUAGAUUUUUUUAAAUGGUAAUACCAGUUUUUUAUGACUGAUUCGUGUUCCUGGUGAUUUUUCCUUUCCAAAUAUGUAGCUUAAUCAAUUAUCAGGCCUCAAAUUUGGGGCUUACUAGAUCUAGAUCCAAAGGCAGAAGGCGGUCGAAUAACUCGUGAGUAAUGCAUUUUAGAAAGAAAAUGGCCUUAAUCAUUAUUAGAGUUUUUGAAACCCGACUUCUUCUGUAACAUUUUCUUUCUAAAAUGCAUUCCUGAGUUAUUUGACUGUUUCCUGUUUAUUUUUAAAAGAUCCUGUAUAUAUAU
This is a messenger RNA of Wasmannia auropunctata (little fire ant), 2318 nucleotides long. RefSeq lists its product as uncharacterized. The transcript is spliced from 3 exons. The coding region runs from base 466 to 1344 and encodes 292 amino acids. The record is from RefSeq and is a predicted model, not a curated record. NCBI's taxonomy places the organism in Eukaryota, Metazoa, Arthropoda, Insecta, Hymenoptera, Formicidae.